AUGCCGUACAACAACACCCCAAUCGCUCCUCCCCGAGAAGUCAGUGGCCAAGUAUCGCUGCCUCUCGCCCGAGUCCAAAAAAUCAUCGCCGCAGAUCCCGACCGCACCCAUGUCUCCAAGAAUGCCUCCUUCGCCAUCGCACUAGCCACAGAGAUGUUCAUCCAACACCUAGCAACCACUACCCACAACGUCGUCAAAGCGGAGCGGAAACCGCGUCGGAAUAUCCAAUACCGCGACGUUUCGUCUGCGGUCGCUAAGACGGAUAAUCUGGAGUUUUUGGUCGAUGUGGUACCGAGAACCGUUACGUAUAAGGAAUAUAAGAAGAGGAGA
Molecule: messenger RNA, 330 nt
Organism: Lindgomyces ingoldianus
Lineage: Eukaryota; Fungi; Ascomycota; Dothideomycetes; Pleosporales; Lindgomycetaceae
Product: histone-fold-containing protein
Exons: 2
Cellular component (GO): CHRAC; nucleus
Molecular function (GO): protein heterodimerization activity
Source: RefSeq, a predicted model, not a curated record